ACCUGGCAUGUGAACAUGGGCGUGUCGAUAAUUUUCUUUUUUUCUUGUGUGCAGGUGAAGGAAAAGUGGAUCCACCCGUUGGAGAUCGGCGACUCAUACCUCCUGCCCCUGGAUGACAUUGGCAAAGAAAACAUGACCGUCACACUGAUCGACGCCAACCACUGUCCAGGUGCGGUCAUGUUCCUCUUCGAGGGCUACUUUGGCACCAUUCUAUACACCGGUGACUUCAGAUAUUCCCCGUCAAUGCUGCGUGAGCUGUGCCUGGUAACCAACGCCGUUAUCGAUGUCCUUUACAUGGACGACACCAACUGUGACCCCACCCGCAGCAUCCCGUCAAGAAAGCAAGCCGCACAGCAAAUCAAGGAAAUCAUUCGCAGCCACCCGGACCACACCGUUGUCUUAGGUGUUUUUUUUUUUCCCCCCUUUUUUCUUCGUUAA
This is a messenger RNA of Hippocampus comes (tiger tail seahorse), 438 nucleotides long. Its product is annotated as 5' exonuclease Apollo-like. Gene Ontology annotation, biological process: interstrand cross-link repair; double-strand break repair via nonhomologous end joining; telomere maintenance. The transcript has 2 exons. Bases 16 to 438 code for a protein of 140 amino acids. Lineage: Eukaryota; Metazoa; Chordata; Actinopteri; Syngnathiformes; Syngnathidae. The record is from RefSeq and is a predicted model, not a curated record. Gene Ontology annotation, molecular function: damaged DNA binding; 5'-3' DNA exonuclease activity.